CUCGGGCUGGGCCUACCAGCAGACUCCGAGGCGGGGCCCGGCGCUCUGGUUGGGCUGCAGUCAGGGCCGAGGAGGAGGAGGAGCUUCGUCCCUCAGAGAGGCCUUCUCGCCCGGGUCCUCUCCCUCUCACCUGCCCAGGUUAUGUUUUUCAAGGAGUGAAUUAUGGGUUCUGAAGAGAAAGAAGAUGGAUUAUACAAAAUUACAACAUCUCAGCAAGCAGUCUGUUCUUGUUGUGGUGCUCUUAUUACAUCAGUUUUGGUGACUCCCCUAGAUGUUAUCAAAGUUCGGCUGCAAGUCCAGAUGAAUCCAUCUCUCAAAGGAAAGUCAUUUUUAGAUUCUGAUGGCUUGACAGAUCAUGUUUAUCUCUAUGAAAACGGAAGUGGCAAAACUUGGCAGAGGACAGCUGGCCGUUUUAAUGGCAUGAUGGAUGCUUUUGUGAAAAUUGUUCAAAGAGAGGGAGCGAAAUCACUGUGGAGUGGAUUGCCUCCAUCAUUAGCAGUUUCAGUUCCAACAACAGUACUUUAUUUUACCUGCUAUGAUAAACUACGCGAUGCUAUCAUUUCUGAAUUAGGAGAAGAUAAUGGCUAUAUUUCACUUGCUGCAGGUGGCAUAGCUAGAUUGUUUUCAGCCACUAUAAUAAGUCCAGUUGAAAUGAUUAGAACCACAAUGCAGUCUCGGCGAUUGAGUUAUAAACAAUUGAGUGCUUGUGUUAGUAAUAAUGUGGCUCAAAACGGCUGGCUUUCACUCUGGAAAGGAUGGGGACCCACUGUUCUCAGAGAUGUGCCAUUCUCAGCACUCUAUUGGUGUAACUAUGAAUCCUUCAAGAAGUUAUUGUGUAAGAAAUCAGGAAUACAUGAACCAACAAUCCUUAUCACCUUCUCAUCAGGAGCAGCAGCUGGCUCUAUUGCUGCCACAUUAACGUUACCUUUUGAUGUAGUCAAAACACACAAGCAGACAGAACUUUGGCAAUCUGAUGUUUUACAGUCAUCACAGAAAAGUGCAUCAAUUUGGGAAAUAAUGAAGGGAAUUGUUGCUAAAAAUGGACUUACUGGAUUGUUUACUGGUAUUAUUCCAAGGCUGACAAAAAUUGCUCCUGCUUGUGCGAUAAUGAUAAGUACAUAUGAAUAUGGGAAAUCUUUCUUUCGUAAGUUAAAUAAAAAGAAGGACACGGAGAACCAUUAAUGCUGUUUCUGUAGACUGUAAGUGGCAAUGAUGGCAAGAGGGAUGUACCUUGGUCCAUACAAGAAAGUUGCAUCUGGAAAGUAUAAGCUCUCCAUGUAUCACCCAAACUCUAGCAAUGGCAUAUAGGUAAAAAUAUCCAGUUCUGUAGGAACAGAGCGCUUAAAAGUUCUGUAUUCAAGUAAACAGAACAUAAAUUGCUUUAGAAAAAACUGGAGAAUUUAUCUGUUUUUCUGUUGCCAUUGUGUUAUUCAUGGUACUACAUAUGGUAACAGAACGUAACAGCAUAUCCACGUGUACUGUGAAAAAUACCCAUAUAGAAUUCAGGUACUGUACAACUAAGUGUGUGAUAGAUUAGUACACAUAUUGCCUCUGAUAUAUGUGGUUUUAUUCAGCCUGCCUGGUGAUUCCUAGCACAGGAGUUUGAGUUCUCUUGAUAAAACAGAAUGUCCAAGCCAUGGUUUGACAUGUAUAACAACUGUUUUCCAGAUGCAGAUGUUACUUCAGUAAUUGUAUGAAUAUUUAUUAAGGUAGAAACAAAUAUGUCAGUAAUAAAGCAGUGCUGUUUUUAA
Molecule: messenger RNA, 1751 nt
Organism: Anolis carolinensis (green anole)
Lineage: Eukaryota; Metazoa; Chordata; Lepidosauria; Squamata; Anolidae
Gene: slc25a40
Product: solute carrier family 25 member 40
Exons: 11
Coding region: 163-1182 (339 amino acids)
Biological process (GO): mitochondrial transmembrane transport
Cellular component (GO): mitochondrion
Source: RefSeq, a predicted model, not a curated record